GGUCCACUUUCCUUUUUAAUCAUUAAAAAACUAAAAUAAACAUCGGGUUUGACUUAUUGCCACUUUUUCUUCUUAUAAUUUAUACAGUCUUCUGUUUUCUUGUCUUUCUUCCCACCAUUUUUCCCCUAUAAUUUAAUUUCCUUUCUAAUUCUAAAUUGAUUUUGACCCCCACUUUUUCCUCAACAAUAAUUUCAUGCAAUCAUUUUAUUUUAUUUUUUGAUACAACUUCACAACAGCACAACCAACCCAAAUCAAUAAAUUACUCAAAAAAAAAAAUAAAAAAAUAAUGAAAAUUCAAUUCAAAUCAAAGAAAAUGAAAACCUAAAAUUUCUCAUACUUGUAUUAAAAAAACGUCUUCAAAAAAUUCACAACAAUCCGAAAUAUUAUGUGCAGAAGAAAAAUGGCAGUAGACGCCAUACCCCCCACAUCACCACAUCCAAAACACUCAUCUCCCCGCCACCGCAACAACCACCGUAAACCACCGUCAAACUCCGGAAAAUCAACCCCAACACCGAUUUCCUCCGCCGCAUCUUCCGACCAAUCAACCACCUUAAACAAACCCACUUCCAAUUUCACCUCUUCUUCAACCUCCCACUCUAGCCGCCAUUCUCUAUCCAGCCUCCGCAACUCGCUACCUGAAAACCCCCACCUCUACGACAUCUCCGAGAUUCGCUCCGCCACCAACAACUUCCUCGCUAAAACUUACUCUGCUUCCCGGUGUUGGCGGUGUCAUUUGCUCGGAAAAGACGUGUUGAUUUUUCAGAGGAAGGUGAAUCAUAGUCAUGAUUUACGCCCACCAAGUGUUCGACAAAAGUUGUCUUCCAUUUGUAGGUCGCAUCAUAUUGCUAUUGUUAAUCUAGUUGGAGCAUCGAUUUCUGGGAAUUAUGUUUAUUUGGUUUACGAUUUCAUUGAGGGUGCGAAUUUGUCUGAUUUGUUGCAUAAUAAGAGUAAUCCGGGGUUUACUGUUCUUGAUUCGUGGAUGUCGAGGAUGCAGAUUGCGUCUGAUUUAGCAAAUGGGAUUGAUUACAUUCAUAAUAAUAAUACUGGGUUAGAUGUGAAAUCUGUUCAUAAUCAUAUUAAAUCGAGCAGUGUUAUUGUUACUGAGCCGUCGUUUAAUGCGAAGCUUUGCCAUUUUGGGACUGCUGAGCUUUGCGGCGAGCCGACGGAGGAGAAGGAAUUGGAUGAUUUGGGUGUUAGUUAUAAGGUUGAGGAGAUUCUUGAUGAGGAGGAAAGUACGUCUUCUUCACCGAAGAAAUUGAACCGAUCUAACAGUAUCAAGUUCAACGGGACUACAGGGUACAUGUCGCCAGAGUUCCAAUUGACGGGUGUGGGGACUCGAAAAUCCGAUGUGUAUGCUUUCGGGGUGGUGUUGGUGGAGUUGUUGUCGGGGGAGGAGCCGGUAAAGUAUACAUACAACAAAGCGACGAAGGAGUACAUAAAAUUAUCGGCGGUGGAAUCUGGCCGAGCAGUGGUGGAGGAAGGUGGAGUUGAGAGGGAAGGGAGGCUAAGGAAAUGGAUUGAUAUACGGCUAAAAGAUUCGUACCCGGUUGAGGUGGCUGGUAAAAUGACGCGAUUGGCGGUUGAAUGUUUACACGAGGACCCUAAUAAACGGCCAGAUAUGCGACGCGUGGCGGGUAAAAUAUCUAAGCUUUAUUUGGAAUCUCAAGUUUGGUAUGACAAAAUGAAAAUUCCUACUGAUUUUACAGUGUCGUUUGCUCCCCGGUAGUAUAGUAUACUUCAUGUAUUGUUGACUUUAAUAUAAGUCAACCUUAUUUUAAAGAUUGUUUUCUCAUUUUAGAUUUUGUAUUUUAUAAUUGGAUAAUCUUGUGUAGUUUUGUGUACAAUAACCUGUAAUGUACAGAGUAUUAAAAAAUAAAAAUAAUGAUUUAGAUUGAUCAUUGUUUUUGGGUUGUGGACUUGUGGGCUUGUUACAUACUCCCUCCAUUUUUAAAUAUUUGCUCUAUUUUUUUAUGUGCGGAAUUUUAGGAUAAGUUUGAGAAAGUAAUAAAAUAUGGAGGUAGUAAGGUUGGUGGAAGAAUAAAAAAACUGUAAAAAAAAACAAAAGUAGG
Molecule: messenger RNA, 2069 nt
Organism: Chenopodium quinoa (quinoa)
Lineage: Eukaryota; Viridiplantae; Streptophyta; Magnoliopsida; Caryophyllales; Amaranthaceae
Product: protein LYK5-like
Exons: 2
Coding region: 386-1726 (446 amino acids)
Biological process (GO): protein phosphorylation
Molecular function (GO): ATP binding; protein kinase activity
Source: RefSeq, a predicted model, not a curated record